ACAGUGACGUGUCCGCUAUCUUUGCUUUCCUCACAUCGCAGCAAAACAGACGUCACGCUCUUCCUCCAUUUCUCUCUCGCGCAGAGCUAAGUUAUGCUCUUCUUCUCGGAAUUCAGAUCCUAGGGUUUCGUUUCCUUUCCCUCUUCUUUCUCAGAAGUUAAACCCCACCUAAGCCUUCUCAAUCCUCUACAUUUUGCCUCUUCGCUUUCCACAUUUCACCUCCAUUAUCAAUUUCUAUAUUCCAGGAAAAUCUAACUCCUCUGGACCUGCCACAUCAAUCAAUUCAUGGCCAAAACCAAACCAGGCAAAAAAGACCUCGAUUCCUACACUAUCAAAGGCACCAACAAAGUUGUUCGACCUGGUGAUUGUGUGUUGAUGCGCCCAUCGGACUCCGAUAAGCCUCCCUACGUCGCACGAGUUGAGAAAAUUGAGGCCGAUCAUCGCAAUAAUGUCAAAGUCCGUGUCCGGUGGUACUAUCGGCCAGAGGAGUCCAUUGGUGGCCGCCGUCAAUUCCAUGGGGCAAAAGAGCUCUUCUUAUCGGACCACUACGAUGUGCAAAGUGCACACACAAUUGAAGGCAAGUGCAUCGUGCACUCAUUCAAGAACUACACUAAGCUUGAAAAUGUUGGAGCUGAGGACUACUUCUGUAGAUUUGAAUACAAGGCUGCCACUGGUGGGUUCACCCCUGAUCGGGUAGCUGUGUACUGUAAAUGUGAGAUGCCAUACAAUCCAGAUGAUCUAAUGGUGCAGUGCGAGGGUUGCAAAGAUUGGUUUCAUCCUUCUUGUAUGGGUAUGACAAUUGAAGAAGCCAAAAAAUUGGAUCACUUUCUGUGUUUUGACUGUUCCUCUGAUGAUGAUGCCAAAAGGACUUUGAACGCUUUCCCAGUAUCACCAUCUGUUGAGGCCAAGGUGAACAUUGUGUCCCAUCUCCCUAGUACAACUACAGCUGGAGACAAAGCGAAGGAAGAGAUGACAGAUAAUCAUGAUGGGUGAUUGGGAGGUACUUUUUCUUGCACAUUAGCUGCAGUGUGUUCUUGUUGCUUGAUGUUCAAUUAUACAGUGCUGAUAAGAUAUUAUGCUUGCACAAGCAAGAGGCUCUUCUUAUUUAUAAUUUUCUAGUGUUUGUUCGUGCGAAUGGUCUUAGGAGAUGAUCUGUAGUGCCUAAUGAUGUCCUCGUGAGUGCUGUGCCAAAAAUUGAAGUGUCUUUUUUCUUUUCUGCUCCUAAAAUGAUGAUGAAUCAAAUUAAAUGUCUCGUGAACCUUGGGUUUGUUAUGGUAUAUGCUAUAUAUGUGACAAACUCAUUCUGUUCUUCCUUUCUUCUUCCCUUAAUCACAAGGGACGUGGAAAGAGGAGUUGGGUUUUAGCAAGAGAUGUAACAGUCGACUUAAUCCAGGCACUGCUUUGGACUCAAAUCUUCAUGUGGGGUGAUUUGUUGAUGUAGAUGAAGGCAAAUACCACUUAGUCUCAACGUCCAAGGGUGGUUAUGGUUUUCUUGUUCCUUUUUUCAUUUUUUUCUUUUUGUAUAGAUGGCUCUGGACAAAUUUUUGAGCCAGUGUCCCAAUUCUCUAGUUGCCAAGUCUUCUGAAAUUUUGAAUCACCUGUUGAAAGCUAGCUGAUUGAAUGUGGGAUUUCCUCUAUUGAGCAGAGCUGCUGAUAGCCUUGCCGAGGGCAUCAACUGUUCCGUAUGAAUAUAUAUGAAUAAACCAUAUUUGUAGGA
This is a messenger RNA of Manihot esculenta (cassava), 1717 nucleotides long. RefSeq names its product chromatin remodeling protein EBS. Bases 286 to 993 code for a protein of 235 amino acids. NCBI's taxonomy places the organism in Eukaryota, Viridiplantae, Streptophyta, Magnoliopsida, Malpighiales, Euphorbiaceae. Gene Ontology annotation, molecular function: chromatin binding. The record is from RefSeq and is a predicted model, not a curated record. The transcript is spliced from 5 exons.